AUGCGACUAUGGGAGUUUGACAGGGUUGGUGCGAUCGCGUCGCCGCCUUUCGAUCUUAAUCAGGACGGCCUGCAAUUCGUCUCGGUCGUGUUGGGAUACCUUUGGAUGAAUGACGAGCAGCUCGGAUUCGACCCCACCAUACAAGAAUCAGGCGGUACAAGGUAUAUCGAGAUCACACGCAACGGUCAGCAGGAGCGGCUUGUUCUUGACACUUUGAUGAGACGUGCACCUUCUGUGGUCGGUCGAGCGACGACUUGCUGGAAAGCUUAUCGAGAUGGUGAUGAGUCUAAGGCUCCUCUUAUCAUCAAAGAUUCGUGGCAAUAUCCCGAGCGUGACCAAGAAGGCGAAUUAAUCCGGGAGGCAACAGAAAAGGGAGUGGUGAAUGUGGCCAGAUACUAUCACUAUGAGACGGUUCAGGUGGGCGGCGUCGACGACGAUGUCUAUACCAAUAUUCGCAAGGGUUUAGAUAUCUCGAAAUCUGCGAACUACCUCGGCCAGAAUCAGAAGACUGACGCCUCGAUGUUUCCGCCAAGUACACCCAUCUCGCUUGACGGUACGGAUCGAGGCCGAAGUUUCGUCGUGAAAACUAGCAUCGGGCGUAAGAGCUCACCGACCAAGAAGCCAAUCUCCCGGACGUUGUUCAAUAGGGAACAUCGACGAGUCGUUGUGUCGGACUACGGCAAGCCACUCUACAAGGCAAGUUCUCGCGCUGCAAUGCUGGCGGCUUCGGCCGGCAUCCUCCAGCGUGAUAUCUCGACAGGCAAUACCAUGAUGAACGAGGACCCGACCAAUCCAUCUUGGCCGGCGUUUCUGAUUGACCUUGACCUUGGAAUCAGAGAGCAAAGAAAUGAGCCAUCGGGGGCACGCGGCAUAACUGGAACGAGAGCAUUUAUGGCCGUCGGAGCGCUGCGAAGUGAGAAGCACUCGGCCAUGCAUGAUUACGAGUCAUUCUUUUGGCUACUUUUUUGGAUAUGUGUCCACAACCAAGGGCCGGACGAAGGGGGCCUGGUAACCGAGUUCAACUGCUGGAAUUAUGAAGACCCUGUCCAGCUGGCAAAGUUAAAGCUAGGAACGGUAUCUGACGAAGAAAUUUCCCUGGAGACGAUGAAUCAACACUGCACACCAUACUUCACAUCGUUAGUACCAUGGAUGAACAGGCUUCGAAGGUCUUAUUUCCCAACGGCAGGUUAA
Messenger RNA from Exophiala aquamarina CBS 119918, 1191 nucleotides. RefSeq lists its product as uncharacterized. The transcript has 3 exons. NCBI's taxonomy places the organism in Eukaryota, Fungi, Ascomycota, Eurotiomycetes, Chaetothyriales, Herpotrichiellaceae. Bases 1 to 1191 code for a protein of 396 amino acids. The record is from RefSeq and is a predicted model, not a curated record.